AUAGAUGGGGGCGCCCUAACUGACACUAGUCUCACGGACUCCUAUUUCAGCACCAGCUUUAUUGGAGUCAAUGGAUUUGGAAGCCCCGUAGAAACAAAAUAUCCUUUGAUGCAGAGAAUGACUAAUAGUAGCAGCUCGCCAAGCCUUCUAAAUGACAGUGCCAAGCCAUAUGCAGGCCAUGAUGCUCUAACUUCACCUGCUUCAUCCUUGUUUAAUGACUUUGGUGCCCUCAACAUCUCUCAGAGAAGAAAGCCAAGGAAGUGUCGCCUGGGGAUGCUGGAAGAGAGGCUAGUUCCCAUGGGAUCAAAGGCCCGGAAAGCAAAGAACCCUAUUGGCUGCCUUGCUGACAGAUGUAAAUCAGGAGUACCCAUCAAUAUGGUUUGGUGGAACAGAGUCACAGAAAACAAUUUACAGACACCAAAUCCUACUGCCAGCGAGUUUAUUCCUAAAGGAGGAUCGACCUCCACGCUGAGUAACGUGUCCCAGUCCAGUAUGUCUGCGUUUUCUCAAGUCUCUCACCCAGCCCUGGGAAGCCCCGCCACCGCUGGAUUAGCACCAGGGAACACGCUCUACCCUCUGAGUCAGCCCUGGACUUGAAGAUAAACCCUACAACUGACUGACCCGAGUAAAGGAUGGAUAGUUGGGGCAGCGUUGGACAGCUCUGUGAGGGGUAUGUCGCUGUCUGCCGGAUCUUCCCCUCUGCACUCCCCUAAGAUCACUCCGCAGACGUCUCCCGCGCCGAGGAGGAGGAGCCACACCCCCAACCCAGCCAGUUACAUGGUGCCUUGCAGUGCCUCCACGCCGGGUAGUAACCCUGGUCCACAGACAUCGGCCUCCGGUCAGGUGAUCCAAAAGGAAACUGUAGGUGGGACGACGUACUUCUAUACGGACACCACUCCGGCUCCUGUCACUGGAAUGGUAUUUCCAAACUAUCAUAUUUAUCCUCCAACUGCACCUCACGUUGCUUAUAUGCAACCCAAAGCAAAUGCACCUUCCUUCUUCAUGGCUGACGAACUCCGACAGGAGCUGAUCAACAGACACUUAAUAACAAUGGCUCAAAUUGAUCAAGCAGAUAUGCCAGCCGUCCCUUCGGAAGUGGACAGCUACCACAGCCUCUUCCCUCUCGAACCACUGCCACCCCCCAACCGGAUACAGAAGUCAAGUAACUUUGGGUACAUCACGUCUUGCUACAAAGCUGUAAAUAGUAAAGACGAUCUGCCAUACUGCCUUCGGAGGAUACAUGGUUUUCGUCUUGUUAACACAAAGUGCAUGGUGUUGGUUGACAUGUGGAAAAAAAUCCAGCACUCCAACAUUGUAACAUUGCGGGAAGUCUUUACCACGAAAGCUUUUGCAGAGCCUUCUCUGGUGUUUGCCUAUGACUUCCAUGCUGGAGGAGAGACGAUGAUGAGCAGGCACUUCAACGACCCCAAUGCCGAUGCCUAUUUCACCAAGAGAAAGUGGGGUCAACACGAUGGCCCAUUGCCCAGACAGCAUGCUGGGUUGCUGCCUGAGUCUCUCAUCUGGGCGUACAUCGUCCAGCUGAGCUCUGCACUGCGCACCAUUCAUACAGCAGGUUUGGCAUGUCGAGUGAUGGACCCAACGAAGAUUCUGAUCACUGGCAAAACCAGGUUACGAGUAAAUUGUGUUGGAGUUUGUGAUGUUUUAACAUUUGAUAACAGUCAGAAUAAUAACCCGUUGGCGUUAAUGGCUCAGUACCAGCAAGCGGACCUGAUUUCACUGGGAAAGGUCGUGCUGGCUUUGGCUUGCAACUCCUUGGCAGGAAUCCAGCGUGAGAGUUUACAGAAAGCUGUGGAGCUGGUCACGAUCAACUACUCCUCCGACCUGAAGAACCUGAUUCUGUAUUUGUUGACUGACCAAAACAGGAUGCGGAGUGUAAAUGACAUCAUGCCUAUGAUUGGAGCUCGGUUUUAUACUCAGUUGGAUGCUGCUCAGAUGAGGAACGACGUGAUCGAGGAAGAUCUGGCUAAGGAGCUUCAGAACGGAAGAUUGUUCAGGCUCGUAGCAAAACUGGGCACAAUCACGGAGAGACCAGAGUUCCAGAAGGACCCUACGUGGUCAGAAACUGGAGACCGUUACCUGUUGAAACUUUUUCGGGAUCAUCUCUUCCACCAGGUGACGGAAGCGGGGGCUCCCUGGAUUGAUCUCAGUCACAUCAUUUCUUGUCUUAACAAGCUGGAUGCCGGCGUUCCCGAGAAGAUAAGCCUCAUCUCCCGAGAUGAAAAGAGUGUCCUUGUGGUGACUUACAGUGACUUGAAGCGCUGCUUUGAAAACACUUUUCAAGAACUGAUUGCAGCGGCCAGUGGUCAGUUGUAGCAGUUGCU
Messenger RNA from Chrysochloris asiatica (Cape golden mole), 2342 nucleotides. RefSeq names its product PAN3 poly(A) specific ribonuclease subunit homolog (S. cerevisiae) (gene PAN3). Gene Ontology annotation, biological process: protein phosphorylation; nuclear-transcribed mRNA poly(A) tail shortening; mRNA processing. Gene Ontology annotation, cellular component: P-body; PAN complex. The transcript is spliced from 19 exons. NCBI's taxonomy places the organism in Eukaryota, Metazoa, Chordata, Mammalia, Afrosoricida, Chrysochloridae. The record is from RefSeq and is a predicted model, not a curated record. Bases 673 to 2334 code for a protein of 553 amino acids. Gene Ontology annotation, molecular function: poly(A) binding; protein kinase activity; ATP binding.